Lodderomyces oxycetoniae is the source of this 780-nucleotide messenger RNA. It is a transcript of the gene POL30, whose product is annotated as proliferating cell nuclear antigen. NCBI's taxonomy places the organism in Eukaryota, Fungi, Ascomycota, Pichiomycetes, Serinales, Debaryomycetaceae. Gene Ontology annotation, biological process: translesion synthesis; mismatch repair; regulation of DNA replication. The record is from RefSeq and is a predicted model, not a curated record. Gene Ontology annotation, molecular function: DNA polymerase processivity factor activity; DNA binding. Gene Ontology annotation, cellular component: PCNA complex. The transcript has a single exon. The coding region runs from base 1 to 780 and encodes 259 amino acids.
AUGUUGGAAGGAAAAUUCGAUGAAUCCACGCUAUUGAAGAAAAUCGUUGAUGCGGUGAAGGACUCCGUUAAAGUCUGUAAUUUCAAUUGUACCGAACAUGGUAUAACUGUGCAAGCUGUUGAUGAUUCGCGUGUCUUGUUGGUAUCAUUAUUAGUGGGCCAGACUGCCUUUAGUGAAUACCGAUGUGAUAGAGAUGUCACUUUGGGGAUCGAUUUAGACAGUUUCGCCAAAAUCAUCAAAUGUGGUCAAAAUGAAGACUACUUAACAUUAUUGGCUGAAGAUAGUCCUGAUAGUGUUAUGACCAUUUUCGAGGACAAAAAAAAGGAAAGGGUUAGUGAAUAUAGCUUGAAGUUAAUGAACAUUGACUCGGAAUUUUUAAAAAUCGACGAUAUGGACUAUGAUUGCGUUAUAAAUAUGCCAAGCACGGAAUUCUCGAAAAUUGUUAGAGAUUUGAGAAAUUUGAGUGAAUCUUUGAAUAUCGUGGUCACUAAGGACUCGGUGAAAUUCACAAGUGAAGGUGAGAAAGGUAGUGGUAGUGUUGUAUUAAAACCAUACACCGACAUGGAUAAGCCUGAAGAAAGUGUAAGCGUUCACUUGGACAAUCCUGUUGACUUGACAUUUGGUUUAAAGUAUUUGGGCGAUAUAAUAAAGGCAUCUAGUUUAUCAAACUCAAUAACUAUAAAAUUGGCAGAUAAGGCUCCUGCUUUGUUUGAAUUCAAAUUGGAUGUGGGUGGUUAUUUGAGAUUUUAUUUGGCUCCAAAGUUCGACGAAGACGACUAA